Molecule: messenger RNA, 687 nt
Organism: Leptinotarsa decemlineata (Colorado potato beetle)
Lineage: Eukaryota; Metazoa; Arthropoda; Insecta; Coleoptera; Chrysomelidae
Product: eukaryotic translation initiation factor 2-alpha kinase 1
Biological process (GO): regulation of translational initiation by eIF2 alpha phosphorylation
Cellular component (GO): nucleus; cytoplasm
Molecular function (GO): eukaryotic translation initiation factor 2alpha kinase activity; ATP binding
Source: RefSeq, a predicted model, not a curated record
AAAUUGUUCAUCUUUUUUUUCUCUCAGGUUUUUAGAGUGAAACAUAAAUUAGAUGGAACAGAAUAUGCAAUCAAAAAAAUUCCAAUAAGAUCUGAAGGGAUCAAGUCAGUGAAAAAUUAUUUGUCAGAAGUUAAAACUUUUGCCAGUAUGAACCAUCCCAACAUUGUUCAAUACAAAGGUGCUUGGCUGCAAAUCGGUGCUCCAACCAUUAACAAAUCAUUGACAGAUAGGCACUCUAAAACCCAAAGUACUGCCUCUUACAACUCAACUCAAACUCGUAAAACAGAAUAUAUCUACCGUAGAGAUUCAUACUCCUUCACAGAAGAAGAUAAGGAAGAUCAAAGUGAUUUCCAAAUUGAUUUUGAGAAUAGCUUAACUGGAGCAUGUUGUAAUGCCCCAGCCACACUUACAAAACUAAGAAAAAAAAGUUUAUCAGAAGGAGAAUCGACAAAUUCUCCCUGCAAAUUGAAUUUGAAAGAAAUACAGAGGAUAAAGUUAAUAAAUAGAUCAAAAGUAAAAUGGGCUACACUUUACAUCCAAAUGGCUUUGUGUCAUUCGACUUUGAAGCAGUGGUUGGAGAAAAGAAAUUCUGUUAGUCAACCUGAAAAAGCAUUAGUCCCUGUAAAUGAGCAGGCUUUUAGGAGUACCAUUAAUAAUAUAUUAAAGCAGCUUCUUACAGGUGAGUGA